AUAGGGACCCUGGGCAAUAGGGGAUCAUGGGGCCCCUGUGUCCUCGCCCCCACCCAAAAAAGCCUAUGAAAAAGCCAAUGAAAGGUACCAGGGGCAUCUCAUGGGGCCCCCUACUGACCCCAGGCCCACGGGCAGUGCCCGACUGCUCAAAUGGUCAGUCCGCCCCUGACACAGUGUGUUAGCCAUCAUUUAAUAUAUAUAGUUGUGCCAGUACGUUAUCCACCCAGUAAUGUACAGCAUAGCAGUGCCAUGGUGUGACCCACUCUGUAAUAUAUAGCUGUGCCAGUGUGUGAUCCACCCUGUAAUAUAUAGCUGUGCCAGUGUGUUAUCCA
Molecule: messenger RNA, 332 nt
Organism: Staurois parvus
Lineage: Eukaryota; Metazoa; Chordata; Amphibia; Anura; Ranidae
Source: the annotation of a GenBank genome assembly